CCGGACCGCCCCGUCGUCCCCGGGGUAAAAUAUGCUUGUUUUUUAGAUCUAUGUAUACCUAUCGUAGCGUAAAGAGAAAAGAACGUGCUAUCAUACAACACAAUUUAAGAUCAACUACAUGCUUACCAGAGAAAAGAUUGGAGGGGUUCCGAAAGGGUCCUUGGUAUUAAUCAAGCUUAUCUAGAUUCAACUGGCUCCAACAAUGUCGCACCUACCCCGGGCCGGCCCGAAACCCAUAUUCUCGGUAUAAGUCGAAGUGUAUAUAAAAAGGGUUCGGAGUAACUAACUUGCCUCGGUACACACUUACACCUCAGCUUCGUACUUAUCGACCUACCUUCCACUUAUCACUUACCUAUUUACCUUCAUACUCACAUACUUACCUACCUCCCUUAUCCCAUCUUCCAAAAGUAGAAUCACCAUCAUGGCAGAUACCACCACCACUAAAUACACCAACCGCGAUAUCCCCCGCAUCUCCCUCCGGGACUUCGACGCCCGCAUCGACAACAUCACAGCAUCCCUAAUCUCCGCCGCCGAAAGCAACGGGUUCUUCACGCUCACCGACCACGGGAUCCCCGAGUCCGCCAUAGAAGCCCAAUUCGCCCUCUCCGAAUCCUUCUUCUCGCUCCCAGACGCCACCAAAUCCACCGUGCCCUUCUCCCCCCUCACGAACACCGGCUGGGAGCGCGCCGCCCAAGUCCGGCCGAGCACCGGCCUUCCCGACCAGAAGGAGAGCUUCCAGAUGCAGCACGGCAUGACAUCGACUUCCUGGCCGUCCGAAUCCGCGCUCCCCGGGUUCCGCGCCCAGAGCCUGGAGUUCAUGCGCAAGGCCCAGGAGGUAAGUGAGAAGUUGAUGGUGUGUUUUGCGCGGGGGCUCGGGUUCGCGGACGAGUACUUUGUGCGCGCGCACGAUGUGAGACGGUCGGGCGCACAGACGGUGUUGAGAUUGCUCAAGUACUUUGCGCUGGACCCCGCGGCGCCGACACCAGAAGGGUAUCACCGCGCGGGCGCGCAUGCGGAUUGGGAUUUUGUGACGUUGCUGUUCCAGCGGCCUGGGCAGGGGGGAUUGGAGAUAUGUCCGGGGCGCGAGGCGUUCACUGAGUUUGGCCUGGGGGACACGUGGACGCCGGUUAAGCCUGUGGCGGGCGAGAUCGUGUGUAAUAUCGGUGACCUCCUAAUGAGUUGGAGCGACGACCGCUUCAAAUCGACGUUCCACCGCGUCAAGACGCCGACAGACCCAAAAGUCGAUUACUACGGCACGCGGUACAGCAUGGCAUAUUUCAACCAGCCGAAUAUAGACUGUGAGAUCCAAGGCCCGCUGAAGAAGUACCCGAUAGUGACGGGAUCUGAGUUCACCAGGGCCGCUAUGAAGCGUAACUACGAAGCUCUACAGGCGACUAAGGCGGCAAUGGUAGAUAGUACUGCAUGAGGAGUUGGAUUUUCGCCCUAUUGUCCGUGAUUAAUAAAUAGCAACAGCAUUCAAAGGUUUUAUAUUAUAUAUUAUCGAAACAAAGAAAAUAUAUGUUUUAAUAAUAAUAACGAAAAUUACGGGUUGAUAAUCACAACUCCAGUUUUUAAACAAAUAUACAAGCACAUUACAACA
Messenger RNA from Daldinia loculata, 1600 nucleotides. RefSeq names its product putative gibberellin 20 oxidase. The coding region runs from base 422 to 1426 and encodes 334 amino acids. The record is from RefSeq and is a predicted model, not a curated record. NCBI's taxonomy places the organism in Eukaryota, Fungi, Ascomycota, Sordariomycetes, Xylariales, Hypoxylaceae. The transcript has 2 exons. Gene Ontology annotation, molecular function: dioxygenase activity.